Molecule: messenger RNA, 411 nt
Organism: Striga asiatica
Lineage: Eukaryota; Viridiplantae; Streptophyta; Magnoliopsida; Lamiales; Orobanchaceae
Source: the annotation of a GenBank genome assembly
AUGAAGGAAAUAAUGCUCCUUAUGAACACUUUAGUAGCAGCACAGGGCACCCCAGGAACUCAGUUCAUUACUCCAAUGCUACAACAGUCAGUACUCACAGGUACCAUUCCGACAUCUCGGAAUACAGUCAAUACCUCUUCAGUGGGGAAGAAACCUAGAAAGAUUGAUCUUCAUCCAGAACGAGCAGUGCAUAUAAAUCCAACUAAUAUUGAAGCCACUCGACUAAAUCCCGCAUCUCCUUCAGGGAGCCAACGGGAAGGGUCCACUAAACUGUUAGGAAAAAGCAAGAAGUUCAAGCAAGAACUACACCCUCAUGUCACCACUAGCUUUGUUGAUUUGAUCGGGUCAAAGAAGGGCAGGCGGGGCCUGGACAAGGCAAGACGGACAGUUUUGAUUCGGGCGGAAAAAUGA